AACAAUUUAACGUUCGGACUGUUAAAUAUUAAUAAUACAGUUCCUGUCUGUAUAGUUGUACUUUGUAAUUUUUACGGUAUGUCCUUCUAACAAAUAAUUAAACAUCAAUUUUGUUGAAUUUACCGAGACAUAAUCGUAUUUUGACAGCCAAAAACCGAAAACUAAUUCACUAAUUAGUGUAUCAAAUACCUUAUUUUAUUUUAAUUUGUUUUAACAAACACAGUGGUGAUCCGAGUCUGGAUAAAGUAGUGUUUGCCAUAAUGAAGGUAAAAAAUAUAGAAUUCGCUCCUCUGUGGCUGCCUCUAAAUCGAAGGCUCGAGACUUUCGCGGUAGCCAUUAUGCUCUCCUUGUUUCUAUUCACGGGAAUUGCAGGAACCGUGUGUUUAGCAUAUAUUGUUCUGGGCACACGAUUUUGGUGGAUUGGAGUGGCUUAUAUGGCGUGGAUGGUCCUUGACAGAAAUUUUGCUUCUUCAGGUGAACCUAGUAAAUAUAGGAUAAGAAACAUCCGAGAUUGGAGAUUAUGGUCAUUAGUCAGACGAUACUUUUCUAUAAAACUAGUGAAGACUCACGAACUUCCGGCUGACAAAUCGUACCUAUUCGCUACUCAUCCACACGGCACCUUCAGUGCUGGCGUUUUUUCAAAUUUCCUCACUCACGCAAGUCCUUUCCGAGACAUGUUUCCAGGUCUAAAACCGUUCAUGAUUAUUCUCGGCGUCCACUUUUAUAUGCCGUUUCACCGAGAACUAUAUAUAAGUUUAGGUUUCCGGGAACCCUCCGAAAAAAGCCUGGUAAAUAUUUUAGACGGGAAGAAAGGAAAUGUAGCGGUAUUAAUGGUAGGCGGUGUCACAGAAGCAUUCCAAUCGUACCCAGGACCCGUCCACAUAGUUGUAAACAAGAGGAAAGGUUUUGUCCGAGUAGCACUGAAAACCGGAGCAUCACUUGUUCCUGUAUUUUCGUUUGGAGAAAAUAACGCGUACGAAAAGUAUGAAGUGGCAGCUGAUUCGGUUUGGCAUAAACUUCUAAAAUUUAUCAAUUGGAAAAGCGAUAGAGUGGUGCCGAAUGGACGCGGUUUCUUUCAGUAUACGUUUGGUAUCAUGCCUCGUAGAUGUUCUAUCGUAACAGUUGUGGGAAAACCUAUUGACUUGCCGAAAAUCUCAAACCCGACGAAGGAAGAAAUAGACAAGUACCACAAAAUGUAUGUAACCGAGCUGACAAAAUUGUUUGAAGAACACAAAAACAAGUAUUCGACGUACCCCGAAGAAAUGAACUUGGUUUUAGACUAAAAAAAAAAUAACCGUAUUGAUCGUUACGAUUACUUUUGUGUUAAUUAUAAAAAAUAUCCCGCGCUUUAUUAUUUGUAAUAUUCUAAUAACGGGUCUGCAACAUGAAAAUCAUGUAGAUAUUAAAAAAAAUAUUGCAUCACAUAAAUAAGCAUUGAACAAUUUGUAUGACAAUAUUUUAGACAUUCAAAAAAGAUUCUUUACUAUUAUAUUUAAAUGAUUGUCGAUAUAAUAUAAAAAUAAAAUACAUAAUAUUUAUUUAAUAUCUUUUAAAAAUAAUGAAACAAGCGUAUCUACAAAUUGUUAUCAGAGAUGUAUAUAUGUAUAUAUUAGGGUGGUCCUUAAAAAGUCGAUAUUCGAAUUUUAACCUCGACGCCCCCUAAAAAGUUUCUAAAUACAAUAAAAAAUAAGAUUAAAAAAAAAAUGAUAAAAAAUUAAUUUUAACCCGUGCCCCACAAUGGUUGAAGUUUAAAAUAUGGGCUUUAACAUAGGAUUUCGACACUUGUGUACAAAUCAUUGCAUAACUUUUUUUUCUAAUCCUUAUUUUGAGUUGAACUUUUGACGGUAUUGUAGCUUGGAGUCUGCUGAAUACAGACUCCAUACCCAAAAGUUCAGACCUGUUAAAAUUGACGCCAGAAAAUGAAAUAUAGGCGUUUUUUGUUACUUUUUUCCGAUAACAUUGUAUUUAAUGUACCUGAGAGAUGUCACUUGGCCCAGAAUCCUAAUAUUUUAGUUCAGUGUAUCAUAAUUUUUGGUAGCAUAUUACAAAAAUGAAUAGACUCAACUAGGUCAUUAACACGAUGUUCAAAAUAAAGUUAACAGUGAUGUAAUAAGUUUAAAUCACAAUCCUAGCAAAACGAAUAUUUUUGACAAUACUGUUAUCAUCACAUAACGUCAUCUGCCGUCCCCACCUUAUUCUCUGGGCAUCACCUGGCGAUCGGACCGUCCUCUAAAUUUUUAAGUCGAAAUUAUAUUCUUUAAUAUAAAACGUAAAACAAUCCCAUCUUUUUGGAAAUAAGCUAAAAAAGUACCAAAAACCAAUUAAACUUUAAAAGUUGAUAAAGCUCUGGAAAAUUCUAAAUAAGAUAAGAGUUAAUACUGUCUAAUAUUCUAAAAUAGCAUAUGAUUCAAUAUGCGAUAAAACACACAAUUUGGUUUAUUUCGAUGUUUUUAAAUUAAAAAUGUAUGAGAUAUUAUUUUCGAUCGCUUUUUUUAAUUCUAGACCACUAUGGGCCGCGGCGCUUGGUGGCCCUAGCCGAGUGUAUACAUUUGAUGUACAAACAGGGAGACUAAGGGAAUGAAAUAUAAUUUUUGAAAAAUUAGUGAAAUAUUUUUUCAAUAUUGGAAGCCGAAUAACGGCCAUCUAACGUCAUAUCCAAUUUAAGAACUACCCUAAUAUAUAUAUAUAUACCGUAUUACAUUUUGAAAACUUUUUUUUUAUGUUAUAUUACAUUAAUAAACAAUACUCAAAUGUUUA
Molecule: messenger RNA, 2757 nt
Organism: Adelges cooleyi (spruce gall adelgid)
Lineage: Eukaryota; Metazoa; Arthropoda; Insecta; Hemiptera; Adelgidae
Product: 2-acylglycerol O-acyltransferase 2-A-like
Exons: 6
Coding region: 261-1283 (340 amino acids)
Biological process (GO): triglyceride biosynthetic process
Cellular component (GO): endoplasmic reticulum membrane
Molecular function (GO): diacylglycerol O-acyltransferase activity
Source: RefSeq, a predicted model, not a curated record